AUGAGAUAUUUGUUUUUAUUGUUACUAGAAGAAAAGCAAAUGCUCGCCAAAAUCAUGUUCCACUAUAAAUGUAGAAACAACAUUUAUCCUAAAACAGAUGGCAAAAUUGUUCGAUUUCAUGUACCAGAUGAUAAAGUUAGUUGGAAUUCCCCAUAUCCCAUGUAUAAUCCAACAUUCUUUACAUCAACAUGUAUUUUUGGUCAACCGUGGGCUGAUCUAGAUUUGAAUGUAUCUGACUUCCAACCCAAUUGGAAUUCAAUUGAUGGUUAUGUUAAUAGAAUUAGUUUGACUGGAAUGUAUGAAAUAAAAAAUGGCUAUCCCCUGAAUCCUUGUGGCCGAACUGGAGUAACUGGCCGUGGAGUUCUUGGUCGUUGGGGCCCAAAUCAUGCCGCUGAUCCAAUUGUUACUCGUUGGAAAAAAUCUAAAAAUGAACAUGUAUUUAAUGAAAACAGUAAUAAACCUAUUCUUCAGUUUGUUGCUAUUCAAAGAAAAGAUUCCGGUGAGUGGGCAUUACCUGGUGGUAUGGUUGAUUCUGGAGAAGUAAUUUCAACUACUCUGAAGAGAGAAUUUAUGGAAGAAGCUAUGGACUUGCUGCAAAAAUCUAAAGAAGAUGCUGUAAAAAUAGAAAAAGAAAUAGAGGAAAUAUUUAAUGAAGGCAUAGAAGUUUUUUGUGGAUAUGUUGAUGAUCCUAGAAACACGGAUAAUGCUUGGAUGGAAACCGUUGCAACUCUUUUCCAUGAUGAGAAAGGAAAUCAUGUAGGAAUGUUAAAACUUCACGCAGGAGAUGAUGCAGUUGGAGUGAAAUGGGUAGAUUUAGAUAGAAAUCUGAAAUUAUAUGCCAAUCAUAUAUCAUUUUUAGAGGAAAUUGCUACCAGAUUAAAAUGUCAUUGGUGA
Macrosiphum euphorbiae (potato aphid) is the source of this 894-nucleotide messenger RNA. The record is from the annotation of a GenBank genome assembly. Lineage: Eukaryota; Metazoa; Arthropoda; Insecta; Hemiptera; Aphididae.